AUGCAAUAGUAAGAGAUUUAACUCAAUAAUUAUGAUGAUAUCUCAUUCAAAAUAUAAUAAUCCCAAUAGAAUAAAUGUCUAUUGGAAUAAUAAGCAUCACAUUAUGAGAUGAAUAAACAAAAUGAGAGUGUUUUUACCACAUUUGAAAAUUUUGAAUGUUAACCUGAAUUAUAGCAAAAAUUGGCAGAUGCAAUUAAAUAAGAAACUCUCUAAUUUAAAUAAUACCGUAAGUAGGUAUCUCAAACUCUGCAGGAAGCAUAAUAAAUAGUCGUUGAUUAUUUUUAAGAAACGAAAAAAGAAAUUAAAAAGAUAAUAAAUUCCUUAAAAACUACUGAAUUUCAAUACAAAUUAACUCAAAAUUCAUAAGAAAAAAUAAAGUAAUCCUUGAUUGAUCAACCAUUCAAACAAAAAUACUAGCAAGAAAAGUUUGAUGACAUACUAUAAAUGUUGAAUAUUUUAAUUUAAUAUUCUAAAUCAUUUCAUUAAUUAAAAUUUGAGAUAUCCAAAACUGAACAAUUGUUUAAUAAUCAAGUUUAAAUCACAGGUAAUCAUUGUUUUGGAUUAAAACAUGGGUGCCAUUUUUAUAAAUUUUAAGAUUUGCAAUUCAAAGGAGGAGAAUAUAAAUAUGGUGUAAAGGAAGGACAAUGGAAGGAGAUAAUUUGGGCAAGAUCAGAACCCAUAGAGUUAAUUUAUGAACAAGGAUAAUAUAUAAACGAUAAAAGAAUUGGAGAAUGGAAUACAAUUGAUUUAAUAGCAAACUAGAUUUUGAGCUAUGGAAAUUAUGAUGAAUUUGGAAACAAACAAGGUAAAUGGCUUGAAAUGAAAAUAAAAUAAGACGAAAACAAUAAUAUUAAAAUUGUUGAAUGGCAUCAAAAUUAUGUAAAUGAUUUCCCAUAAAAUGAAAGAAGAUUAACAUCGAUUAUCAGAAAUUCCUUAAUUUUGAGUCAAGCUAACUGUCCUUAAAUUCCAAUAACGGAGGGAUAUUUAAUUAGAUAAGGAAAAUAAAAAUAAGGAGAUAAUGAGAUAUUUUUGUAAUUGCAACCUUAAGGCUAGAUGCUUUAUUUAUUCCAAUCCUAAUCCUUUAAUGCUUAACCUAUUGAAAUCAUCAAUUUGAUUAACAUUCAUUCAGUGUUUCAUUAAAAAAACUCAAAAAAAUAGGAUUUAGUUGAAAUCAAUUUUCUGAAUGGUAAAAAGGCGUAAUUUAUGGCUAAAACAGAACGUGCUGCUAAAAAAUGGGCUGAGUCAUUUAAUUAAGCUCUUUUGUACAAUCAAUGGAUAACUGAAAAAUAAAACUCAUCAAUAUCUGUCUCAGAUGCUUGUGAAGACGAUAAUAAUGAUAAGGUUUUUAUUGAGGAUAAUGUUUUACAAAAUUAAAAUUAUUAGUAUCUGAAAGAAGGAUUUGAUGACAUCUCUUCAUUAGAUAUAAAAUAAUUUGAAUUGUAAAAGCAAUUAGGAGAGGGAUUAUUUGGCAAAGUGUUUUUGGCUAAAUAUAAAAAUAAUAAUAUUUAUGCCUUAAAACAAAUGCAGAAGAGUUUUUUGAAAAAGUAGAAUUUUUUAAAAUAUGCAAUCACUGAGAUGGAGAUACUAAAAAGUGUGGAAUGUCCAUUUAUUAUUAAAAGUUAUGCUUUUUUAGAAAAUGAAAAGUAUUAUUAUAUCAUAAUGGAGUAUUGUCCAGGCAGAGAUCUGAUACAUAAUCUUAUUGUUCAUGGGAAAUUUAAUGAAAAUGAAAGUAGAUUUUAUAUGGCUGAAUUAAUAAUUGCCAUAGAAUAUUUACAUAAGAAGAAUAUCUUAUAUAGAGAUUUGAAACCAGAAAACAUUCUAAUAGACAGAAGAGGCCAUAUAAAACUAAUUGAUUUUGGACUGUGUAAGACUGAGAUAAAGGAUGGAGAAAGAAGUUUCAGUUUUUGUGGUUCACCUUAUUAUAUGUCACCAGAAGUGAUUGAGCAAAGAGGGGCAACAAAAGCCUCUGAUAUUUACGGAUUAGGAGCUAUUUUCUAUGAAUUAUUAACAGGAAAAUCUCCAUAUUUUGAUAAAAACUAAGAAAAUGUUAAAUAAAAUAUCAAGGAUACUAAACUUAUAUAUCCAAGCAAUAUUUCAUAAUAAGCUAGAGACCUAAUUCAAUAAAUGCUUGAAGUUGAUGAUAGCAAAAGAAUUACGUUGAAUGCAAUAAAAUCAGAUAAAUUUUUUAAUGGUGUUGAUUGGGGUAGAAUGUAUAAAUAAUAAUAUGUUCCUCCAAUAAGGGAAUUUGAAGAUCUAUCAGAUGACGAUUGA
This is a messenger RNA of Paramecium tetraurelia, 2271 nucleotides long. RefSeq lists its product as uncharacterized. The transcript is spliced from 7 exons. NCBI's taxonomy places the organism in Eukaryota, Ciliophora, Oligohymenophorea, Peniculida, Parameciidae. Gene Ontology annotation, biological process: protein phosphorylation. The record is from RefSeq and is a predicted model, not a curated record. Gene Ontology annotation, molecular function: protein serine/threonine kinase activity; ATP binding.